Taeniopygia guttata (zebra finch) is the source of this 798-nucleotide messenger RNA. RefSeq names its product hypoxanthine-guanine phosphoribosyltransferase. NCBI's taxonomy places the organism in Eukaryota, Metazoa, Chordata, Aves, Passeriformes, Estrildidae. The record is from RefSeq and is a predicted model, not a curated record. Gene Ontology annotation, molecular function: magnesium ion binding; hypoxanthine phosphoribosyltransferase activity. Gene Ontology annotation, cellular component: cytosol. Gene Ontology annotation, biological process: hypoxanthine metabolic process; IMP salvage; GMP salvage.
UCUGCCUCCCGAACGGAAACAACCGAUAGCAAAUUCGCUUACUUCAAUUAAAUGCUUUAUUAGCCGCCAUACAAUGUGUCUGGAGGACCUUUAAAAUGGUCGCAGCAGUCUCAAGGCCGGACACUCCGAACUGUUACAGAAUGCAAACCUGUUUAACAAACUCAGGUAAAAACCUGGGAUUGUGAUGUCAGUACAUAAGCAGAAGGAAGUAAUGCUUCCUGCAGGAAAGAUGGAAAUUUUGACCUUCUAGAAGCAAGCCAUAGUCCAACUGAAAGAUUAAAACAGAGCAAGCCAAACUGAAGUAGUAAGACAAACUCAUUCUGCAAGAGCAUCCUUCAAAGAGGGAUUAUGGCUCAUGGACUGCAGAUAAGAGAUGAGGAAAGUGGCUACAACAAAAAUCUAUUUUGCAUUCCAAAGCAUUAUGAAGAAGAUUUAGAAAGAAUCUUCAUUCCUCAUGGACUCAUCCUGGGCAGGACAGAACGUUUGGCUAAAGAUAUCAUGCAAGACAUGGGAAGUCAUCACACUGUUGCACUAUGUGUCCUUAAAAGAGGCUAUAAAUUCUUUGCUGAUUUGCUAGACCAUAUAAAAUCACUAAAUCAAAAUGGUGAUAAAUCUGUGCCUGUUACCGUGGAUUUUGUCAGAAUAAAAAGCUACUGUAAUGAUUCACCUGCAGAAAAAAUCACCUUCUCUGCUCUGCCUUACAGCCCGCUCAUUAAAAUGACAUGUCAGAGUCCAGGUUACAGACCAGACUAUACAGACUUUGAAAUUCCAGAUAAAUUUGUGGUUGGAUACUCUUGA